AGAAUGCUCCUUCCUAAAGAUCCUCGAGGGAAUUUCGAAGGAUUUUCCAAAGAAUGAAAAGCUUCGCGAAUUGUGGCGGUGAAACAUUAAUCAACAAAAUUGGAUACAAAUUACAACAUCACAGGCUUGUGAGCGUGAAGAAAAAUUCUAUGAAAUGUAAUGUGUAAUCAGUGAUCGGCAUUUUUCCAUCAGUAUCAGAAUAAAUAAACUAUUACUACAACUUGUUAUAAUUUUCCUGCUUUUUUCUAAACGGAAUAUUUUUCACUGAAUUCAUACUUGUCUUUUAAAGAGAGAACAUUAUAUUGAGACGAUGCGAUUUAUUCUCGCGAUUUAUGUAUUUGGAAUAUUUUUUUCCUAUGGAGUAUUUUGCAGUAGUUCCGAAAAACCUGGCAAUGAUCAGAAGAUCUCACUUGAGAAAGUUGCUCACGUUCGUGGGCUUUCAGAAGGUCCUCAUUGGGACGUGAGAACUCAGAAGCUUUACUUUGUCCAAAUUUGGAAGCAACUUAUUUAUAGUUACAAUCCAGCGACAGAAGAAGUCUUUUACGCUUACAUAAAGAAUGGUCCCGUCAGCAUAGUCUCAACAAUCGAGGACACUCCUGGUAAAUUACUUGUAGCAUCUGGUACUGAUAUUGUAUUAGUCACUUGGGAUGGUGAAAGUAAUGAUGAUAAUCCUGAAAUCAAAGUAUUAUUAAAUAGUAUUGAAAAAGAUAAAAAAGGCUACAGAUUUAAUGAUGGAAAGGUCGACGCCCUUGGAAGAUUUUGGGCAGGAACGAUGUGUCAGCUUAACCAUAAAAAUAUACCAAAAGUGGGAACUCUCUACAUUGUAGAAGAUGAUGUAAAUGGAAAAUUGAAUAUUGAAACAAAAAUCUCUUCAGUUUCCAUAAGCAAUGGCUUAGACUGGCAGAGUGACAAUAAAGUAUUUUAUUAUAUAGAUACCCUGACAGAUAAAGUUUUCGCCUACGAUUUUGAUGUAUCUUCUUCGAACAUCACGAAUAAAAGAGUCCUUAUUGAUGUUAAGGAAAAAGGAUUCAAAGGAUAUCCAGAUGGCAUGACAAUCGACACUGAUGGAAACCUCUGGGUUGCUUUAGUUCAUGGAUCUAAAGUACUUCACGUGGAUUCAAAAAGCGGCACUAUCCUGAAAGAAAUUGAUUUCCCAGUAAAGAUGGUAACGAGUGUCGCUUUCGGCGGUCCCAACUUGGAUAUUUUAUACGUAACAACAGCCACCUACGAUUUUCCAGAUAAAAUUGUUGACGAAAACGGUGGUCCAAUUUUCGCACUGAAAAAUCUUGGAGUGAAAGGAUUCCCUCCACAUUUAUUCAAGUUGAACAAUAAUUACGAAUGAAUAUCCUAUUAUUGAAAAUCAAGUUAAGUGCCUAAAUUAAAAAAAAAAAGUUAAAUUAAAAUUGUAUUUUAGUGGGAUAAAUGAUGGAAUAGAAAUAAAAUACUACCUUCUUUUUGUAUCAAAUUCUUCAUUUAUUUGUAUUUUUACGCAUAUAUCAGGAAAAUAUAAAUAA
This is a messenger RNA of Belonocnema kinseyi, 1514 nucleotides long. RefSeq names its product regucalcin-like. The transcript is spliced from 7 exons. Gene Ontology annotation, biological process: L-ascorbic acid biosynthetic process. The record is from RefSeq and is a predicted model, not a curated record. Lineage: Eukaryota; Metazoa; Arthropoda; Insecta; Hymenoptera; Cynipidae. Gene Ontology annotation, molecular function: gluconolactonase activity; calcium ion binding. Bases 311 to 1342 code for a protein of 343 amino acids.